AUUCUGCACUGUAACUUCGUGGAAAAAAAAAACAAUGUGCAAAGUCCAGCAGAGCCAGAAGUGCGAUGACCCUUACCAAAGUCCAACUCAAGAGGGACUGAGUGCUGGGCAGAAUGCUGGCACCAAACAGCAUAGAAGUGGAGCCUCCACCUCCGGGGCUGCAGACGGAGUUUGAGACUCUGUUCAGCCCCGAAGCUCUGCACUUUCUAGCAGAUCUGUGCUCCAGGUUCCAACCAGACGUGGAUAAGGUCCUGAAGACCAGAAUCCUGCGCAAGGUUCAGCUGGAUCUUACUGAAGAACUGCCCGAUUUUUUGGAGGACACGGCUCACAUCCGGAACGAUCCGUCCUGGAGAGUGAGUCCCGUCCCUGUUCGACUGCAGUGCAGACAUGUGGACAUCGGUGACCUUUCACCCUGUGACACGCAGCGUCUCACGCAGGGCCUCAAAUCAUCAGCACAAGGAAUACAAGUAGAUUUCGAUGAUGGCAACUGUCCGACUUACUACAAUCAGAUAAAAGGCAUCUAUAACGUCUAUAAGGUCGUGCAUAAUCAGUUUCCGGAUGCCCCAGCCAUUUCCCAGGCCCCGAUUCUUAUGCUCCGCCCUCGUGCCUGGAACAUGGUGGAGCACAACCUGUUGGUAAACGGUCGUGAGGUUCCAGGUCCGCUCUUCGAUUUUGGUUUGCUGAUGUUCCAUAAUGCAAAGCUGCUGCUCGAGAACCAGAGCGGGCCAUUUUUCUACCUGUCUAAGGUUGAGAGUUACCUGGAAGCCAGAUUGUGGAAUCAGAUUUUUCUCUGGACUGAGGACAGGCUGGGCUUGCCAGUGGGCAGUAUCAAAGCGACUGUUCUGAUAGAGUGUGUACUGGCGACGUUUGAGAUGGACGAGAUCCUGUACGAGCUCAGGGAGCAUUCUGCCGGUCUGAACUGUGGCAUCUGGGAUUACUCAGCAUCCUUCGUCAACAAAUUCGGUCAUCGUGCCGAGUUCCUGCUCCCUGAUCGCAGUAAGUACGUAAACAUGGAGAAGCGUUUCCUGCGUAGCUACAUGGAUCUGCUGGUGCAGACGUGUCAUCGCAGGGGCGCUCUGGCUACCGGGGGCAUGGCAGCACUGCUGUUACCCACAAACACCCACAGCGCAGAGUAUACAACCGUCCUGAACACCGUCACCAGAUUAAAGCUCUUGGAAAUCAAAGCAGGAGUCGACGGCUUCAUGGUGUAUGACAUGAACCUGAUUGAACCCAUGCAGAAAUUGUUCCAGCUCCAUUGUGAAGGACAGAACCAGCUCCAGGAGCUACGCAACGAUGUCAACAUAACUCCUGAAGAUCUGCUUACUAUGCCAGCGGGCGGAGUAACAUUGUACGGAUUGAGGCACAACAUUGCAGUCGGUGUGUUGUUCAUCGAAGCGUGGCUCUCAGGUAGAGGACAUUUCUUCUAUAAGGGGCAGGUGGAAGAUUCAGCUACAGCAGAAAUCUCUCGAUCUCAGGUGUGGCAGUGGAUCAGACACCAGGUAAAACUAGAGGAUGAUGGGAAGACCAUGGUAACUCGUGGGUUUGUCCGGAAUUUGACACAAAGCAUGAUGUUUGAUCUGAGGGCAGAAAUGUGCUGUCAGACUGAGAGCAAAGAUGAAGAGAGAUUAAUCACAGCAGUGGCCAUGUUUCUGGAGCUGGUCCAAAAGAGUGAGUUCCCAGAAUUCCUUACGACACACCUGUACCUGGACCACACAUUCCUGAGCGCUCAGGGUCAGCGUGAAGAGAGCAGGACGCACAAAUCUCUCCGAGCCAGGCUUUAAUCACAACGCUAAUUUCUGUAAAACUACCCGAUCUCAACCUUCUUAUCUCCUGAUGAAUGAAAUAAAGAAGGAACAUAUCAGUGA
Messenger RNA from Silurus meridionalis, 1865 nucleotides. RefSeq names its product malate synthase-like (gene ugl). The transcript has 16 exons. Bases 114 to 1781 code for a protein of 555 amino acids. Gene Ontology annotation, molecular function: malate synthase activity. NCBI's taxonomy places the organism in Eukaryota, Metazoa, Chordata, Actinopteri, Siluriformes, Siluridae. Gene Ontology annotation, cellular component: cytoplasm. The record is from RefSeq and is a predicted model, not a curated record. Gene Ontology annotation, biological process: glyoxylate cycle.